Cryptococcus wingfieldii CBS 7118 is the source of this 342-nucleotide messenger RNA. RefSeq lists its product as hypothetical. Bases 1 to 342 code for a protein of 113 amino acids. NCBI's taxonomy places the organism in Eukaryota, Fungi, Basidiomycota, Tremellomycetes, Tremellales, Cryptococcaceae. The record is from RefSeq and is a predicted model, not a curated record. The transcript has a single exon.
AUGGCCAUCCUCCACCCCGAGACUGCCACCCGAGCUCCUGAUCCUCCACCUCUUGUCCGCCGCCCCACUUCCAGCCAGAUCAACACUUACAACCCCCGCAAAGACCUGCCUCCGUCCCUCAAGAAGGGCGGGUACCACCGUCACAACGACAAUUAUGUUUGGUGGCGGCCCUACGGUCUGCCAUUACCCAUGUUCAGCCCCAACAUGGUCUUGCCUCCAGCCGAGAAGAGCACUACAUGGAAGGACUUGCGUCUGAUUACUUUUGAACAAAAGGGAAGCUCGACAUGGUAUACCGAAUACCCGAAUACGCGCCGUGCAAUGGAGGCAGCGUAUAUCCGUUGA